This is a messenger RNA of Acipenser ruthenus (sterlet), 1542 nucleotides long. RefSeq names its product biogenesis of lysosome-related organelles complex 1 subunit 3-like. The transcript has 2 exons. Bases 51 to 716 code for a protein of 221 amino acids. Gene Ontology annotation, cellular component: BLOC-1 complex. NCBI's taxonomy places the organism in Eukaryota, Metazoa, Chordata, Actinopteri, Acipenseriformes, Acipenseridae. The record is from RefSeq and is a predicted model, not a curated record.
CGUAUUUUCAUUGUAUAACUGCAAUCCUCUGUUUAUAAAGUACGCCUUUUAUGCUUACCUACUUUUUAAAUAUUAUUAUGAAGACGGCUAACAUCAGCAGUCAGUGCAGGCACAACUACAGAGACGAGGCAAUGGCCAGCGAGAAAUACCAGACCAUAGUGCAGGGGGAGGCAUCAGAGACAGAUUCAGACGAAGAGGUUUACAGCACCUCCCUUCCCUCAGCUCCGCCAUCUGGCCUUAAAGUGCUGGGAGAGGCUUCCGAAACGGAUAGCGAUGAGGAGACGGAGCAAGUGACAAGUCUGGGGGUAGAGAAGGAACUCCAGCAGCCACCCCAUAAGGGCCUGCCACCACUGAGAGUAAUCAGGAGGCCUGCAGACUCCACAGCCGUCACCGAAGAAAAGCCAGCGUUGAGACUUGAACAAGGCAGCCGCCGCUGCGGCUGCACCACCUUGCUGCAGCAAAAACUGCAGGAGAGCAACUCCCACCUGUACUGCGACGUCACGACCACAGUGAAGCAGGUCUAUCAGAAUGCUUCCAGAGAGAUCCGCAUGAGUACCGACCUCCUCAACAACUCCCAGAACGGUAUCAUCAACGCUUCACACAGCGUCCGGCUCAUUCUGGAUGACCUCAAGUCUGUCUCUGAGAAAAUGGACAUCAUAACCAGCUGCAACCUGCUGCCCGAAAUUAAAACUCCCGCAAGCUCACAAGCCAAUUAAAUCAUUUGCAUGCACCAAUUGCUGUUUUAUGUUAUAAGGUCAAACAUUUGAUUUGAAAACAUGUUUGGUUAAAGCGUGACAACAGUAGUGACUCAACUAGUAAAGACCACCAUCUGACCACUUCCCGUUUGAUUUGCCAUUGCUGAUGCACUCUGAUGACCAGUGUGUUGGAGAAGCCUACCUACAUGACUACCUUUGCUACUGUCCCACCUACUUUCCCCAUUUCUGGUAGGCUGUUUGCAAUUGUGUUGCAGGAAUCCCAUCAAGAGAUCAAUCUCUAGUCUGUAAUCUCUAAUUUAGGGCAAUGUCAAAUCCAAUUUGGUAGACGGGUCCAGUAAACGUGAAAAAAACAUGUAUGUGGUACGUUAUAUUUAUACUUAAAAUGUACUAUUAAAAAGUUGUUGUUUUUUUUUUUUUAAAUAUGCAGUUUACUGUUUUUAUUUGAUGUUACCCUUUAUGGAAUAUCUAAGUGAUAACUAUUGGACACAUCAAGUGUACGAGGAGAUAACAGGCUUCCAAGUGGGGAAAAUAAAUCAGGAGGCAGGUAUAGUUUUUAGCAAGGUACACAGUUGUCUGUAGUUUCAAUCAAUGUGCCUUGAAGUUAUAGCUGGUUUGGCUUUUACAUUUUUAAACCAACAUGAAGAAGGUUUGGAUACAGCAUUGAAAUAGGUGGUAGCUAACAAAGGGAAGGGAAAUGCAUAUUAAAACCUUCAGGACUACAAAGAAAUAAUUGAGAUUAAUUUGUUCUGUAGGCAUGUCAUUUGACUAAUAAAUAAUGUAUUUGCCAUUCCUCGAAUUAAAGAGAAAUGCAUUCUCUGUUACUAUA